This is a messenger RNA of Cylindrotheca closterium, 948 nucleotides long. Lineage: Eukaryota; Bacillariophyta; Bacillariophyceae; Bacillariales; Bacillariaceae. The record is from the annotation of a GenBank genome assembly.
AUGGUUGACCGAGGCCUCUUCGACAAACAGUAUCACACAGCAGCAUCGUUGGUUGGAAUCCCAGCGUUGCCAAGCCAAGAGAGACCAAACCACUCGCGAAGGAAAUUUCUCGGGUCAUCGUUCCAACCGAGCAACUGGGAUGUCAUAUGCCACAAUUCUAAAGAGUAUCAGGACCACAUUGGAAACAAGAGGUUCAAGAUUUGCGUUGAAAAUCAUCUAAGCUCGUAUAUGAAGGCACCUUCCAGGAUUGCCAAGUCUGUGGUCAUCACGAACCUUGUCAACAGCAUUAGAGAUAGCGCGACAGAACAAGGAGGUGGCGGCUUCGUCCGGUUUGACAACUCAUGUGGACUUUGGUACGAAGUUGGUGAGAAGAUUGCCCGAGAUAAAGUGGGACAAGCCCUAAGGGAAGCAGCUCGUCUCCAAGACGAGAAACAAAAGUCGCGGACUAUUGACCUGUCAUCAUCGUCACAUCCUUCUCUGGUCGGUCCAUUUCCUCUUUCAGAACCCAGCAUCGUAAAAUCAACAGCUUCAGGAGGCGAGCAUGAGCAAGCGUCAAUUGGCAAGUGGGUCCCCAAAGGAGUUCCCGGAAGGCUCUCUCCUUUUUCGCAUGCGACCUCCAAUAAUGAGGACAGCCGCACAAGUGCUAGCAACAGUCGCCGUAGCUUCUGGUUUCGGCGUAACGUAUUGGAAAUAAUGCCCCCAAAAGAAAGGGAUACUCAAAACUCCAGCACCACCGACGAGAUGAUGACGGAUUUUGUUGAAUCAGCGGAAGGAGGCCAGCAGCAAGCACCAGGGUCUUCUGGCACCAGGCCCAUGCCCUUCUCCUCUAAUGAUCACGUAUUGCUUCCAUCAUCAUUACCAGCAUCACCAGCAAUGCCACCGUCAUCAAUGGGGGGAGUUGAGACUGCGGAUGCCUUGUUGGAAUGGUUCGAAAAUGACGACGUUUGA